UCGCGAGUGUUGCUCGCGGCCCGCCACCCAUCCAAGCAUCGGAGCCAAACACUUGACCCACGCUCUUACACGCUUUGGAGCAGCGAGAUCGAACGAUCACCAGUGUGCCACUUGGUGGCGACCAAGGGUCCUAUCAUAUCCGCGAUUGUUGCAGUCUAUCGCGCAACGCCCACGCGCAUCACGAGAUCACCAGCUCGAACGACAUCACGCGGUUUCCACAAACGAUUUCCACACUCCGCUCGUAUCCACCUUCGUCAUUCCCUCGAGCGGACCGACGUCUGCAACCAGUCUUGAACCAUGAACAACAUGCCAGGCAUACCAAACAUGAACCCCAUGGGCGGUCCGGUCGUUCCAGUCGGGCCACCAAUGAACGUCAUGAACAACGGCGCCCUCGGCGGGCCCCAUCCUUCCGCCCCUGGACAGAUGCAGAUGAACGACUCAAGCCGGACUCUGCUCAACACGUACAUAUACGAGUAUUUCAUUCGCUACAACAUGUUCAGUGCCGCCCGCGGCGUCCUUGAGGCGGAUCCGCAAAUCAAGGUCAUGAAGGACAGCCCGGGGAAAAUGCGCGAUGAGAAUGGCAAUCUGAUGGGAAAUGGGCUCGGCGACGGCAUGGAUACUGAUGCCAAGGAUGGCUUGGACCAGAAGCGCCCGGACGACCUGCCGGCGCCCAACGUGCCGACUCCCCUUCCCGACAGCUGUUUUCUCUACGAGUGGUUCUGUCUAUUCUGGGACAUGUUCAACUCGCAGAAGGGCAAGGGUUCAAGCGGUCAAGUCAACCAAUACGUCCACCAUACGCAGAUGCGGCAGCAGCAGCAGCGCGAUAUGCUCCGCCAGAUGCGCCCCGAUCUUGCGCAACAACAGUUUCAGCAGCAAAUGAUGGCACGUGGUAUGCCGAACGGUAUGCACAUUGGUGUGAAGCCCGGGAACCAGCUGCAGAGGGCGGCCAUGGCCAACAACCAGAAUCCUCAGACGAUGCAGAUGCUUCAUCAACAGCAAAAGGCAGCCGGCCAGAUGCAGCGAGACCCUGCGGACAUGGACGGUAACCGCGUGAGACAGGCAGACGGCGAAGCCGACAACGCGCCGUCGCCGAAAAGACCCCGCCUCGAAGGCGGGGCGCCGUUCAACCCCAGUCAGGGCGUCAUGAUGCCCAACGGGAGACCCGGCCAGGGCAUGCCCGGCCAGCAGCAGGCGUUUGCGUCUGCUCCUCCGCAGAUGCAUGCCAAGAUUGCGUCGUACUCGGCUAACCUGUCGCAGCACCAUGGCAACCAGAUGCCCAACAAGCCCAUGCCCAACGCCGGUGGGCCGCAGGGUCAGGGCUCCCCCAUGGUGCCGCAAGGUCCCGACGGCAACUCGCUUACCCAAUACUACAACCCCGGCGACUUGGGUCCCGGCAAUAUGAGAGCCGGCGGCCCCAACGGACAGGGCACUACUGGCAGCAACCACGCCCUUCAAGACUAUCAGAUGCAGCUGAUGUUGCUUGAGCAGCAGAACAAGAAACGGCUUAUGAUGGCUCGUCAGGAGCAGGACCUUACCACCACAGGCAACACGCCACGGAUGGACGGCCCCGGCGGCCCAGGUGCGGCCCCGGGACCGAAUGCCCAAGGCAUCCAAGGAACGUCCCCCCCUGGAGGACGUAGCGGUGCUUCGCCCAACCCUUCGGAGCAAAUGAGGCGGGCGAACCAACAGAUGGCCAACGCUGCCAACAUGGGAUCCCCUCUUCCGGACGGCGCCCAGUCCAGAGGCUCUCCCGGCUCCAUCAGCUUCAUGGGCGGUAACAUGGAUCCCAACGCCGGACCCCACUUCAUGAACAUGAACAUUGCCGGCCAAAUGAACGGCGGAAUGCGUCCACCGAGCUCGCACCCACCCUUCAACGGCCAGAUGAAUCAGCAGCAGAUGCUAGCGGUGCAACGGCAGCAGCCUGGUGCCCAGGGAGCACCGAUGCAGUGGCAAGGGGGACCGAACGGCCAGAUGCCCGGACAGCCUCCGCAACCCCAGGUCCAGGGCGGCCCGGCUCCGAAUCAACGGUCGAUGCCGCCGCCAUCAGCUCCGGCAACGGCAGUCGCCGCCGCCAACGCUCGUAACACGACGGCCUCGCCCCAGGUUAGCAAUGCCGCACCACCGACCCCGCAGCAGGCGACCAAGGCGGCUCCCAAAAAGAAGGAAACGAAGAGCGCGAAGGCCAAGGCUGCUGCUCAGAAAAAGAACAACGCGAACCUCAACAACGCCGCUGCCACGCCGGCUCCCGAACCAACAGAGGCACCACAAGAAGGUCCGACGCCCGCGACCCCGAUGACGCCCGUAAAUGCGGCAAACUUUGUCAAGAAUCAGGGUGUAAACGCCGGCCAGGUUGCGCCAAACGGACAGCCUCCGGCGCCCGCGCCCCAGCAGCAGGCGGCUCCUGUUCCACCGCCAACGCAUACGGACCCAAACCAGAACACCAGUUUUCUGGACGCUGGGACAAUGGAUUUCCAGGACUUCAAUUUCUCCACCAACCCCCUACAGACCGACAAUGUGCUGGACGGUUUCGACUUCGACUCGUUCCUGCAGGACGGCACUAACGGGGAGGAGGGCGCGUUUGACUUCAAUGCGGGGUUCUCGAUGGACCAGGACACUACGAUUGGGGCUACGGAGUAGGAACUUUGUUUCGCUGCCCAAGUCAAGGCGUGGUAUACGCGCGAGGUGCGCUGCAGCCUGGGGCGACAGGCGUCGUGACGGCGCCCAUACAUUUCGAGCCUCACCGGUAGAGGGAGAUUCC
This is a messenger RNA of Parathielavia appendiculata, 2758 nucleotides long. RefSeq lists its product as uncharacterized. The record is from RefSeq and is a predicted model, not a curated record. The transcript is spliced from 6 exons. Bases 298 to 2637 code for a protein of 779 amino acids. Gene Ontology annotation, biological process: positive regulation of transcription by RNA polymerase II. Lineage: Eukaryota; Fungi; Ascomycota; Sordariomycetes; Sordariales; Chaetomiaceae. Gene Ontology annotation, cellular component: nucleus.